AAUAAUAAACACCAGCUCAUCAUCAUCAUCAGGUCAGGGCCAUCACCAAACCAUAAAGCUGGUGUAGCAGCAGGUACUGCGAUUUGCUGUUGGCUGCCACCCCAAUAAUCUGAAGUUCCCAAAAAGAAUUCCAGUCUCAUCCAGAAAAGAAAGCUGCUUGUUCUUGGGGUUAAAUUUUGUGGGUCGGUUCAGUUAUUUGUUUUGCGGUGAAAAAUAUUGAAUCUUGAAAAUAGAAGAAAAAUGAAAUCUGGAAAGAGCCAUCAAGAAGAGGAAGAAGAGGAGGAUGAAGAAUUUGGUACCAAGAAUCAUGCCACACCGUCCAAUAAUAAUACCAAAGAUGGGAAGAACAGUGACAAAGCUAAUGCUAUGAGGUCAAAGCAUUCGGUCACGGAGCAGCGCCGAAGGAGCAAGAUAAAUGAAAGAUUUCAAAUAUUAAGAGAACUGAUCCCCCGCAGUGAUCAGAAGCGAGAUACUGCAUCAUUUUUAUUAGAGGUUAUUCAGUAUGUACAAUUUCUACAGGAAAAGGUACAAAAGUAUGAAGUCAUAUCAACCGUGGAGUUCAGAGCCCACAAAACUGAUGCCAUGGAGAAACAGUCAUUGGCGUGUUCAGAGCUUUGCUGGUCAGCCGCAAACCACGAAGGUGGUUCUGAUCCUGGUUCAACAUUUCCUGGCAGGUUCAAUGAAAAUAAUGUUGCAACCCCUGCAGCCAUGCAACAACUGAGCCAACAGAAUCCUAUCGAGUCUGAUCCUGUUAGGGAUACUUCUUGUCAAUCAAUUGAUCCACAAACUGAGCUUCCAAACAAAGCAAUGGGCUUGUCCAUGCCUCUACCAGCAAGCUUGCCAGUUUCCAAUGCCAAUGAGGGUGCAUUUUCACACUCGUUACCCAGGCCAUCCACUUCAGAUGCACAGUCGACUGAAUAUCCUACUACUGCUCAUGCCCUGAACUGCCAGGACGAGCUAAGUAUCGAGGGAGGAACAAUCAGCAUCUCUAGUGUUUACUCCGAAGGGUUAAUGAAUUCAUUGACACAAGCUCUUCAAAGCACUGGCGUCGAUCUGUCUCAAGCCACCAUUUCCGUCCAGAUCAAUCUUGGAAAACGAGCAAAUAGAGGAGCAACUCCCGGCAUAGCAAUUGCCAAGGACCAUGAUAUUCCCAUGCCGUCUAGAAACCAACAUGUCGGGCCCUUUCAAGAUCCAAGCAACAGUGAUGACUUAGAUCCAGCUCGGAAGAGGCUGAAGACUUGAAAAAUAAGGUUCAUUUGCACCUAGUUAAUAAUUGCUUGUAUAUUGCUAUACUUCUUGAGAAAUUCGGUUCUUGGUACGCCAGUGUCAAUUCAUGUUCUUACAUAUAUAACAUCCUCCUUUGACAGUCCGCUCGGUGGACAUACGCAGUCCGUCAGAUGGCUGCUCGUUAAAUCUAGCACCAGAGUUUCUGUUAGCUGAUAUUUUUAUGAUAUUCUCUCAUUUUCUGAUUGCUUUUUCA
This is a messenger RNA of Sesamum indicum (sesame), 1480 nucleotides long. NCBI's taxonomy places the organism in Eukaryota, Viridiplantae, Streptophyta, Magnoliopsida, Lamiales, Pedaliaceae. The record is from RefSeq and is a predicted model, not a curated record.